AUGACGGUCUCGAGACCGUUUUUGAGGUCGAUUUCGACUACCACACCUAAAGCGAUCAUCACAAACGCCAGUGCGACCUCCUCCUCAUCAUCCCCCAAUUCCACCACUCCUUCCUCCUCGCCAUCCACUUCCUCCCGCUCUCUGGCUACUGUCGCCGAUCCACCUGUACGGAGAUACGGAGGGCUCAAAGAUCAGGACCGAAUCUUCACAAACCUGUUCUCCCGACACGACCACGGCAUCAAAGGUGCCAAAGCUCGUGGUGAUUGGCACAAGACGAAAGAGAUCUUGUUAAAGGGAGAUUCUUGGAUCAUCCAGACGAUUAAAGAUUCAGGACUGAGAGGACGUGGAGGUGCAGGAUUUCCUAGUGGUCUCAAGUGGAGUUUCAUGAACAAACCAGGCUGGGAGAAAGAUAAGAGACCACGAUACCUCGUUGUCAAUGCAGAUGAGGGAGAACCUGGAACAUGCAAGGACAGAGAGAUUAUGCGAGGUGAUCCGCACAAAUUGGUAGAAGGAUGUUUGGUCGCUGGACGGGCGAUGAACGCUACUGCGGCCUACAUCUAUAUCCGCGGAGAGUUUUACCAAGAGGCAUCCCACGUCCAACAGGCCAUCGACGAAGCUUACAAAGACGGUCUGAUCGGAAAGAAUGCCUGUGGAUCAGGAUAUGAUUUCGAUGUCUACCUUCAUCGAGGAGCCGGAGCAUACAUCUGUGGAGAAGAGACUGCAUUGAUCGAGUCUCUAGAAGGAAAGCAGGGCAAACCGAGACUGAAGCCCCCUUUCCCUGCCGAUGUCGGUCUGUUCGGAUGUCCUUCGACUGUUGCCAACGUCGAGACUGUCGCUGUCGCCCCUACUAUUGCUCGACGUGGAGGUGCUUGGUUCGCCUCGUUUGGACGAGAGAAGAAUUCGGGAACAAAGCUGUUUUGUGUCUCUGGACACGUCAACAAUCCUUGCGUCGUCGAGGAGGAGAUGAGUAUACCGUUACAAGAGCUCCUGGAAAAGCAUUGUGGAGGCAUCAGGGGAGGAUGGCAGAAUCUCAAGGGAAUCAUUCCCGGUGGUUGCUCGGUCCCGGUCAUUCCGCGAGAGGUUUGUGAAAAGGCAUUGAUGGACUACGACUCCCUCAAAGACUGCCAGACAUCGCUUGGAACUGGCGCUGUCAUCGUUAUGGACCAAACCACCGACAUGGUCUCUGCCAUUGCUCGAUUCUCAAAAUUCUACAAACACGAAUCUUGCGGACAAUGCACCCCUUGCCGUGAAGGAACGACCUGGAUGAUGAACAUGAUGGACCGAUUAGUGGAAGGACGAGCGCAAGAGAGGGAGAUUGACAUGUUGUUGGAGCUCACUAAACAAGUUGAAGGGCACACUAUCUGUGCAUUGGGAGACGCAGCUGCUUGGCCUAUCCAAGGCCUCAUGAGGCACUUCCGACCCGAGGUCGAGGCUAGACUGGCGGCUUAUCAUGCCAAACAUGGACAAGUUUUGUUCGGUGGAAAACUGCUGUCGGAAACGGAUCAGAGAUAUGCCAUCCCUGAUAACCUAGGUGGAGAUGCGUUGAGACAGAUUGCUAGCUCAUAG
This is a messenger RNA of Kockovaella imperatae, 1566 nucleotides long. Its product is annotated as putative NADH-ubiquinone oxidoreductase 51 kDa subunit. The record is from RefSeq and is a predicted model, not a curated record. The transcript has 8 exons. Bases 1 to 1566 code for a protein of 521 amino acids. NCBI's taxonomy places the organism in Eukaryota, Fungi, Basidiomycota, Tremellomycetes, Tremellales, Cuniculitremaceae. Gene Ontology annotation, molecular function: FMN binding; 4 iron, 4 sulfur cluster binding; NADH dehydrogenase (ubiquinone) activity.